Messenger RNA from Lasiodiplodia theobromae, 1125 nucleotides. RefSeq names its product DNA repair protein Rad9. NCBI's taxonomy places the organism in Eukaryota, Fungi, Ascomycota, Dothideomycetes, Botryosphaeriales, Botryosphaeriaceae. Gene Ontology annotation, cellular component: checkpoint clamp complex. The record is from RefSeq and is a predicted model, not a curated record. Gene Ontology annotation, biological process: cellular response to ionizing radiation; mitotic intra-S DNA damage checkpoint signaling; DNA replication checkpoint signaling. The transcript is spliced from 6 exons. The coding region runs from base 1 to 1125 and encodes 374 amino acids.
AUGGUUGCCCUGAAUUUCGCCCUGCAGCCCGAGGCCCUCGCCGUCCUGCAUGAUGCGCUGAUCUGCCUAGCCAAGUUCAGCGACGCCGUGUCCAUCGAGGCCCGCCGCGACAAACUCUCCCUCACGGCUCUCAACUCCUCCAAGUCCGCCUACGCCUCAUUCGCCUUCGAUGCCUCUAAAUUCUUCUCGUCCUACAGCUUUGCUCCUGCCGCAGCGAAUGUUGAUGGCCGCUUCACCUGCCGUAUCUACAACAAGGCGCUCCUCUCGGUCUUCAAAGGCCGCAUCCUCGACCCAAGGGGGGGAGAUACGACGGUCGAUCGGACAGAGCAGCUGGACAUCUAUGCCGAGAAUGGCCGGGUCACGUAUACAAGCUUCACCGAAAAGAUUAAAGUACUCAAGCAGCCCCUUCAGACUGCCGUCUCGCUCAGCACUGCAGACUUCGAGCACUUCGCUGCUGCUGAGCAGAUGCACGUCAUCAUCAGUGUCAAAGACUUCAAAGCCAUCGUCACGCACGCCGGUCAUCUACGCGCCUCCAUCCAUGCUUACUAUUCGCAGCCUACGCGUCCGUUGCAGUUCAGCUACAGCAAUGCUUCCAUCGGCGUUCUUUGCGAAUUUACCCUUAUGACGAUUGGAGAUCCGCAAGGCCAAGCAAAUAGCAGGAGCAGCACACCUCGCAUGAUAUCGACCCGCUCUACUACUGCUUCUAGAGCGCAGCCCACAGCCGCCCAAUCGACGCCUUCUGCCGCUAGCAGGCAGCGUACCACAGCAAUGCCUCCCCCAGCCGCGCCCGUUUCCCGAUCCUCAGCCAGGCAGCGUAGGGCGCCGCCUGGAUCGGCCACGAAACCGUCGCAGCAGGAAAGCCAGUCUCAUGAGGAUGCGAAUUCACUCUUUGUGCCACGAGACUAUGGUGACGAUGAUGCGCACUGGGACCCUGCAGGCUACGGUGAUGAUGAUGAGGAUACGCUUGGCUGGGAUGCGAGCGCAGAUCCUAAGGCUUUCAAUCCAGUAUUCCGAGACAGCGGACCGACAACGGCGGGUACGAUGGUGAGGAAUGACAUAGGUGACACUGGAUCAGAUGAGCUAGCUCCUACACAGAGGUUGUCGCAGAUUCGGGGGUUAUGGUGA